This is a messenger RNA of Bactrocera oleae (olive fruit fly), 1480 nucleotides long. Its product is annotated as putative gustatory receptor 22a. The record is from RefSeq and is a predicted model, not a curated record. Gene Ontology annotation, biological process: sensory perception of taste. Gene Ontology annotation, cellular component: membrane. NCBI's taxonomy places the organism in Eukaryota, Metazoa, Arthropoda, Insecta, Diptera, Tephritidae.
AUUAUCGAUAUGUGUUAUGCUUCAUCUCAAAUAAUAAAUACUGUCAACAAACGCUGCAAAAAAAGUGAAAAAAAUGCAAAUAAUUGAAAAGUAAUGUUGUUGCUCUAACAAAAAUAUUUUUGUGUGUCAUUUAGACAGAUCAUGUGGUCACGGUUUCGUGUCGGUCUUUCCCGUUAUAUUAUAAACGCGACAGUUCGUUUAUCAAUUAUUUUAGGUGUACUACCUUAUGGUUAUAACGCGCGACGCAAACGGAUUGUGGCAAAAAAUUAUUGCCUCAUCUACAGUAUCCUUAUAGAUGUGGUUCUAAUUGCGCUGAUUCUGUACAAAUGUUACAGAGAAGUGCGUGUGUACUGGGAUAAUAUAGCCGAGUGGUCGCUAAUGAUGGCACUUAGUCAACUAGUUAAUUUGGCGCAUUUGUAUAGCCACUUUGCAAUACUGUGGACCAACUGGAAGGAGUACGACUCUGUGCUGGACAUGUUCAAUGAGUUUGCGACCAUGGAGCAGUCAUAUUUCGCAAAGCAUAACAUUUUAUGCGACAAUUGUGCGACAUUUCACAAUUACCUGGCAUGGUGGACGUUUGUUAUGCUCUUGAAUAAUAUAGUAUUUUUUUAUAUAAUACGCGAUAAAUUCACGAGAAUCAGCAUAUAUAUGCUGAUCUCAUUUUUCAUCAUAGUUAUUCCAGUUAAUGUGCUUUUGGUGGCCGUGUUGCAAUUUUACACGGUUGUAUUGAACAUUUAUCGCAACAUUUGGACACUGCAACAGCGUUUGAUAUAUUUGUCCAGUUGUGGCUUACAACGGGUGAACGUCGAUAACUUAAUGCGUGAAAUCGAAGAAAUCGUUGUUGUCUAUAUGCGUUUACAGCGGCUAUCCGAGAGAAGCAAUAGUAUUUAUGGCAAACAGGUUUUCCUCUACAUCAACGCCAUUGUAGGCGAUAAUACCACAAAGACGUUUCUGUUGCUCUUGAUUUGGAAAGGCACCGAUUUUUCAUGGAACAACGUAUAUGUGUUUUAUCUCAUUGUCAUAAGUACCGUAGAAUUUUGGUUAAUCAUAGCCGCUUGUGAGUUGACUUUAAACGCCGCAUAUGACUUCUCGCAGCUGUUGAGGUCCUUCAAUGAGUGCACGCAUUUGGAUGACAAGUCAGAGCGUGAGCUUGAAGUUCUGGCGCUGUUUUGUGCGAGUAGAAAACCGCGAUUCCGUUUGUGUGGCUUAAUGGAUUUGGAUUAUUCGAAAGGUUUAAGCAUUUUGCUCACAAUCGUUUUGCAUAUAAUUUAUUUGGUGCAGACACACUAUGUAGUCUUUUAUUACGAUGGGGAUGAAUAAAAUUAUUCUGAAAGUAUUCUUUCUUUACAAACCAAAUUAUGAACACAGUAUCUCACUUUUGGACAGGAAGUGUUGAAGGAGCAUUUUCGUCUGCUUUACUAACUAAGAAUGAAUGUUGCUCUUAUCAGAGCGAAUACUUUGCCACAUCAGCUUCUUCAAC